AGUAGUAGUCGUCGCCUCGUCGCGGCCCAUACCACCACCACUAUCACCACCGUACAGUGACAUAUUUGGGCCGAUUUCUGGGCGAAUCUUCGUCGCAGCCGUCGUUUUCUAACCUAAGCCACGUAACGUCCGCACGAAUCGUCCUCCAGGUGCACAGCGUAUACGUGUUGUGUCAGUCCAUCCUUCGUCGCGAUGCAGCACAUCAGCAGACCGUCCUCGUAGUGACCACCGCCGCGUCUCGAAUUUCGGAGCCCUUUCCUUUUCUGCGUAUAUAUGUGUUCUCGCGUCUCGCUCCCAUAUACACUAUAGCCAAAUAUAUACUUAUAUACUUCGCGCAAAAUAGAGUUUCAUGCGUCCAUCCGAAGAGUCGACUCGCGUAUACAAGUAAUCAUCAUUAUCAUCAAGACUCUGUUGUCCUCGGGGUCAUCCUUGAAAGCUGUCUAACUGAGGUGCGUUUGUGCGAAUUUCGAGGAAGAUAAGGAGGAAGGAGGAGCUCAUCCGAGUGCUGCACGAGAGCGAUAAUAUGAGGGAACGAAUGACGAGUGACUUUUAAAAAGGUCGGCGAUUCCGCAUCGAUCGUCCUUUUUUUGCGACAGAAGAAAGUACCUGUUGGUGUAACACAGUAACAAUGAUGGAGCUGAGUCAUAGUUUGACCCUCAAUGAGGAUGCACUUAAUCAAAUUACCGAAGCAAAGCGUCCAGUUUUUGUUUUCGAAUGGCUAAGAUUUUUAGACAAAGUUUUAAUAGCUGCUCAAAAGAACGAUAUCAAAGGAUGUCAGCAGAAAUUAGUAGAACAAUUGACAAGGCACAUGCAAGGUGCUCCAGGACCACCCACUCGUCGCUUGAUAGCGCGAUGUUUAGCAACUCUAUUCAGUGUGGGUGAUACAUUUUUGCUCUUUGACACCGUGAACAAAUGCAAUGACAUUUUGAAGAACAAAGAUGACUCACCAAGCUUCCUUCCUACGAAACUUGCUGCAAUAUGUUGUGUUGGUUGUAUGUAUGAAAAACUUGGAAGAAUGAUGGGACGUUCAUAUGAGGAAACAGUGCAAAUUUUAAUCAAAUCCCUACGUUCUGCUGAAUCUCAGACUCGCAUUGAGAUCAUGCAUACCUUGGAGAAGGUUUGUGCGGGCAUGGGUUCCGCUGUUACUAAUGUUCACAAAGAAAUAUACAAAGUUUGCAGGCAUUGUUUGACCGAUCGGGUCAUGGCUGUGAGAUGUGCUGCUGCUAAAUGUCUUCUGGAAAUGCUGCAUCAUGCACCAUUUUUAUACACGACUGAAAUUGAAAGUGUAGCGACCUUAUGCUUUCGAGCAUUUGAAGGAUCAAAUUACGAAGUGCGAUGUUCAGUUGCAAAAUUAUUAGGUACACUCGUCGCGAUGACGCAAUUACCCACACCGAAAGGUCAAAAUCCUAUAAGUAUUCAAAACAAAAAUUUUAAACAAAUCUCAUUAGAAGAAGUCUUAAAUAUUUUGAUGUCUGGAUUCUUGAGAGGAGGCGUUGGAUUUUUAAAAGGAACUGGAGAAAUAAUCAAAGGCAGCUCUGGAGUCAACAGAGAAGUUCGCGUGGGCGUAACACACGCUUACGUAGUUUUUGUGCAAAUGUUGGGAAGCACAUGGCUAGAACGUAACAUCGGCACACUAGUCGGUCACGUGCUAGAUCUGGUUGCGAAUCCAAAAGCUGCAAGCUCUCACGUAGAUGCUGUUUACUCAAGAAAAUGUAUAAAUUUCAUACUCAGAGGAACCAUCGGAAAAUUGCUUGGUGAAGGAGCUCAAGCGGCUGCAUGCAAAGAAAUUGCGCACGUUAUUUUAAAACAAAUGAAUUCAAUUGAUUUCAGUCCCGAAAACGCGAAGGAUUGCAAUCAAGAAACAUUAUUUAGUCAACAUUUGCUAGUCUGUGCUUUGCAAGAAAUGGGAAAUUUGAUUCUUGGAUUAGGAACUACAGCCUCUAAUCUGUUGAAUGAUCAAUCUUUAAAUCUAAUUGAAACUACAAUGGCUGUUUUGGUGCAUCCCUGUCAAGCUGCCAGGCUUGCAGCAGCGUGGUGUUUGAGAUGCAUUUGUGUUGCUGUACCAAGUCAAAUAACACCUCUAAUUGACCGUUGUGUCGAGAGCAUAGAAAAUAUGAGAACAUCUCCAGAAGCAAUUACAGGAUACAGUAGUGCAUUAGCCGCAGUCUUAGGUAGCGUCCGAUUUUCACCUCUUGGAGUUCCACACACCAAAGGAAAAAUUAUAUUCAAUACCGCCGAAGAACUUUUGAGAAGUGCAAGUCAAAAUAGUCGGCUAUCCUUGAAUCGGACUCAUGCAGGAUGGCUUCUUAUUGGAGCUAUAAUGACUUUAGGUACUGCUGUUGUAAAAGGACUAUUGCCAAGAAUGCUACUUCUCUGGAGGAACUCAUUUCCCCGUUCUAAUAAGGAGCUGGAAAGUGAAAAAGCGCGUGGUGAUGCAUUCACAUGGCAAGUCACUCUAGAAGGUCGGGCUGGAGCUCUAUCUGCAAUGCAUAGCUUCCUGUUGCACUGUCCUGAAUUGGUGAACGAUGACAUUACAAGGCGUCUUCUUACGCCUAUCGAGUCUGCGUUGGCUAUGUUAACAAAUCUAUCAACUGUAUUAAAAUGUUAUGGUCAACAACUUAAGGCUCCAGCUGCAAUGGUUCGUCUUCGAUUAUACGAAACGUUGUUAUUACUUCCGCCACAAACAUUUGAAGGUUCCUACACUCAUCUGCUCAGAAUGUUAGUGUCUGAAUUCACGUUAGCAGAAAACCCUGGAAAUACAACUACUUCCUUGCUUCGAACAGUAUGCCAUGCGAACAAUUCCGUUAUACUUGGUACCUGGCUACAAGAAACUGAUCACAGAACAAUAGAAGACCAGAUGGAACCUAACAGAAGAGCUGAUGUGGAACAUUUACAGCCCAAUAGUGCAGCCGGAUCUGGCGCAUUAGAGCACAAUUCUUGUUGUCUGUAUCGUCCCAUACCACAAGAUGAAUCCCUUCCAGGUCCAUUACCAUUAGGUGUGGCAGUGAUUGAUAUGUCGGUUUCACUAUUUGGUCAAAUAUUUCCACGAGUGGCAAAUAAACAUCGCUUACAGAUGCUAGAUCACUUCAGCGAAUGCAUAAAGCAUGCAAAAUCUGGUAGACAGGAGGCUAUCCAAAUGAACGUCUUCACAGCGGUUCUUAGUGGAUUAAAAGGGCUAAACGAAGCGAAAACCAGUUUUGGUCAGGAAGAUGUAAAGAAAUCAGCUACAAAUCUUAUAAUUAGUUCUUUAGUUAGCAGCAAUGCUAUUCUACGUUGGGCUGCUGGCGAAGCGGUUGGUCGUAUGGCACAAGUUAUUUCAGAUGCAAAGUUCACCGCCGAAAUGGCACAAACGAGCUUUGAUCGUUUAAAAUCUGCUCGCGAUGUUGUUAGCAGGACUGGACACUCGCUAGCAUUGGGAUGUCUUCACAAAUACGUUGGUGGUAUGGGAUCUAGUCAACAUCUCAACACCAGCGUCAGCAUCUUACUUGCAUUGGCUCAAGAUAAUUCUUCACCCGUCGUACAAGUGUGGGCACUUCAUGCAUUAGCUUUGAUAGCAGAUUCUGGAGGCCCUAUGUUCCGAGGCUAUGUUGAACCGACUCUUUCUUUAGCAUUAACCCUGUUAUUAAAUGUGCCACAUUCUUACAUUGACGUGCAUCAGUGCAUCGGAAAAGUUCUAGCAGCGAUGAUUACUACAAUAGGUCCAGAACUGCAAGGAAAUACUUCUUCAAUAUGCAUGGCUCGGUCCUCAUUUUUGUGCGCUUGUGCCAUAAUGCAAGAUCAUCAGGACUCUCUUGUCCAAGCUGAGGCUACCGGAUGUCUGCAACAGUUACACUUGUUCGCUCCACGUCAUGUCAAUUUGUCUUCGCUAGUUCCUACAUUAUGCCGAACGUUAUCAAGUAAUCACCUACUACUCCGUAAAGCAGCAAUAUCGUGCCUUCGUCAAUUGGCACAGCGCGAAGCAAAAGAAGUGUGCGAGCACGCAAUGACAUUAGCUAACGAAAGCAGAGACACAAACGUCGUUGAAGGACUGGUAAUAACGGAAACUGGACUUCCUGGGGUCUUAUUCAGUAUGCUCGACACGGAAACUGACAGUCAACUAAUCAAAGAAAUUCAUGACACAUUAACAAGCAUGCUCCAGAUUUUAGCCGCUAAUAAUCUGUCACCUUGGCUUUCAUUAUGCAAAGACGUUCUAACGGUCGCAACAGAAUCGAGUACGUUGGAAGACAUUACAAAUGUAAACACAGAAGAGGCAACCGCUGAUAAUGAAAACGCCGAUGCAGAGGGUGAUGAUGAUCAAGCUGAGUUUCACGCCGACGAAUCUACUAAGCAACGUCAAACAGUUUCACCGCGUUGGCCUACUAGGGUUUUUGCAGCACAAUGUGUUCGUCGUAUCAUAACGGCUUGCGCAAACGAUAAGCAGGUCCAUUUCGACUUAUCUAUGGCCAAGGAAUUGCAGAACACGAAAGGCAAAGGCGACUUUCUUGUUUUACAUCUAUCAGAUUUGGUUCGUAUGGCAUUCAUGGCAGCGACAAGUGAUUGUGAUCCUUUGCGUUUAGAAGGUUUAAAGACCUUACAAGAGAUUAUAGACAAAUUUGCUAAAGUUCCAGAACCUGAGUUCCCUGGACACUUGCUACUAGAACAAUUUCAGGCUCAGGUUGGAGCUGCGUUAAGACCGGCAUUUUCGGCAGAAACAUCGCCGCAUGUUACUGCAGCUGCUUGUGAAGCUUGCAGUGCAUGGAUAGGAAGUGGCGUUGCUAGAGAUCUUAAUGAUUUGCGAAGAGUUCAUCAGCUCUUAGUAUCGUCUUUAGAAAAGUUAAGAGAAGGACAUACGCGAGUUCAAAUCUACAAUGAAAGCCUUUCUACUCUUGAACGGCUGGCAAUUUUAAAGGCUUGGGCAGAGGUAUAUAUCGUCGCAAUGAUAAACGAUGGUUCAGCAUUAGAUAAUAGAGAGUCUACAAAUCGAAAAAAUCGGCAAAAUAACGAAAAAGAUGAAGAAGAUUUUGGAGAAUUCGAAUUUCAGAAGGAAAGUUUAUUAAGUUUGGUACAGCCUGAGCUUCCAAGCUUGAGCCAACACUGGCUCGCGGCAUUGCGAGAUCAUGCUUUACUGUCUCUUCCUCCAGAAUUUUCAAGUCAAUUACCGCACGAUGGUGGAGCUUUUUAUACAACGGACACUAUGGAAUCAGCUCGUCCAUACUACUCGAAUUCUUGGGCACCAAUUUUGUAUGCUGCAACGCUUUGGUUGAAUGUGAAAGGUUUUGAGUUGAAUGAAAACACUGACAUAAAUACCAAAAACUCUGAUGGAACCAAUAACAAUCACACAACUAAGACUGAUUCUAACAAAGAACGUUUUCAUUUACUCUUUGGAAUUUGCAUGGAGGCUUUGUGCAGUACACGUUCUUCUGAAUCUAUACAAAAUAUCGAAACUUGUCUAAGCGCAUUAUACACUUUGCUCGAUUCUGGUUGGGCUAGAAACGUUUUAAUGAUUAAUCGAUCUCUUCCAGUUGAGCUAUGCAAUGUUUUGCACAGACUGUUGUUAACAAAGGAAAGUUAUUCUAUUCAAAUGAUGGUAAUGGAAGUAUUAAAACAAGUAAUCAAAGCUGCUCAAGAGGACUUGAGUGAACGAAAAAAAGCCAAAUUAAGAGAACUUACAUCUGAUGAUGAUGAAACGAAAGACGUUCCAGAAGUAGAUUUAUUAGGCGAAGGAGAAGAUACAUCAGAUUUAACGCCAGGAACGUCAUUAGUUUUUGCAGUAUUAGAAGUAUGUUUAUGUUUAUUAGUCCGACAAAUUCCAUCGUUAAAUCCAAAUCCUGACGGAGCUACAGCUAUAUUAAGCCAACGAGGGUACUUGCCUACGGAAGAAAGCGGCAAACUCAUUGCAGCUGCUCUUUCGGUAAUGGAAGCUCUUCCAAACCUUUGCUCUCCUACAGGGUCAAUCUCGAUAUUGCCUACGCUUCUUUAUCUCACAACUGGUGUCAUAAGAGAAACUGCGGUUCGAUCAGAGAACAAUAUCAUCAAAACUGGCACUGAAACACCAAUACAUGCCGCGUUGCAUUGCUUAAGGACUCUCGCUAUGAACAGAUACUCCAGAGAUCCUCGUAGCCAGGAUCAAUGGACAUCACUUUUACAGAGUGCACUGGCAAAAAUCAUUGACCUUGCUAAAGCAGGAAACGACGAAACUAAAAUGGAUGAAGUUGCUAUGAUGUUAGGAAUUGCAGUUUUCGUUCUCCAUGCUUUACCAGAAGUAGUCAGUGCGCCAAACUUGCAAUUUCCAUGCAUAAAUCAUUUCAGACAAGCUAUUCAAUCUGAAAAUAUUUACAUAAGGCUAAAGUGUGUGCAAACACUUCGAACGAUCUUCCUACAUCCUGAACGCUGUAUAAGUACACCGUAUAUCCAUGCACUUGCACCGAGAAUAGUAGAAUUUUUGUAUAGCGAUCAGAGUAAACAAGUAACAAAUGAUGCAGAUUUACAAUUUACUUUGGAGUGUAUCACAACAAUUGAAGGUCUUAUUGCACUUGCAGAACCUACACGACAAGAUCUAUUACAAGGAAUCCAGAUGCUAACAUUAUUAGUUCCAAUUUUAAUAAAUUAUUUAAUGGAGGGUGAGCAACUCCAACAUGGCACAAAGCAUCAAAUUAGUCUUCAUCAACAUAGCUUCCAAUGGUUAAAUAGAAUUGGACCAAAGUAUCCUCAGGAAUUCAAAACUCUGAUGUCCCAAUCAACAGAACUGAAAACCAAAUUAGAAAAUGCAGUACGUUUAAGUCACCAACAACAAGCCCAAAGGCAAUCGAGAAUUUUAGAAUCGACAAAGCCUCAGCUCAAAGUACCUGCACCAUCAAUUACUCUUAAAACUGAUUUUUCAAAUUUCAAUUAAUAAAUAAAAAUUCAUGUUUUACGACGAAUAAUUAUGCCACCGGUGUACGUACAAUGAACAUAGGCGCUAAGUAUUUGUAAAUUUAGAAAUAUUAUAUCAAGUAGUCUUAUGUGCUCGAAAUAUAAAUGCAAAAUCAUGUGUAGUAGCAAUAUUAUAAAGAUGUUACAUAUUUCGUAUACACGACGAUAUUUAUCAGUCAAUUAUAUCUAGAAUCUUUUCUAUAAAAAAAGUUUUAUAAAUGGAUUUUUUUUUAAUAUAUUCACUUUUUCAUAUACUUAAAUGUACUCAAAAUAACAUAUUUUUUGUUGAAAAAAUAUUCAUGAGCUUCCAUGUUUUGUUGUAGAGCCCAACAAAAUUUUAAGAUAGAUAUCGUCAAUAAAAUAAAUAAAAAUAAUGUUUUACAAGUUACUAGUAACAAGAGCAACGACUUUGAAAAUAUAUUUUAGAUGACGCAUGUUAGUUAUUCGAGCACAAUGCAGGAUAUUGAUCCCUUUUAUUGUUUCGAUUGUGUAGGUUGGAAUAGAUCAAUUCUCACUCAUUGAGAAAAAGUGCAUUAUUUCUAAGUUAUGAAGAUUAACUCAAAAUAUAUUUUUAUAAAUGUAAAUUGAUGCACAAAAUAGAUUUAUAAUUGUAAGAGGCAUACUUGAUUGCUUAAAAUUACGUGCCAUGAAUUAUUUCUAUUUUAAAAGACUUUUAUAAAAAGUUAAAUCAGUCUUGCCGAUUUUAGUUUGUAAUUAUAUGUUGUACAUUGUAUUUAAACAAGCAUUUGUAAUUAUUAUUUUAAAGAAUUUAACGUUUUGUCAUAAACCUCGCCUAUUUGAAGCAAUGAAUACUGGCAGUAAAAGAAUUAAAUAAUAAUGUAAUAAAAAUCAGUGAACUGAACAAUUGUAUGUAAAAUGUACGUAAAGCAGUAUUAGCAUGAACUAUUACUUUGAAAACAUACUUUUUGGCAGUUAUUUUGACUUCUAUUUAUUCAAUAAAUUUAACAAAUAUUCAGAUUCUGGCCAGUUGUCAUAUUUUUAAGUAUAAUUUAUUUAUAGAAUUUUAAUACGUCUAAAAUAAAAGUAAAUUAAAUAACAUCAUAAUAGUAUACAUUUAGACUUACGAUUGCAAAAAACUCAUACAAAAUUGUGUAAAAAUUUUAGUCAAGAGUACAUAUUAUCAAAAAGAAAUAAAAAAAUUAUUUUUAGCUCUUAAUUGGAGUAAAAUUUUAUGCACAUUAUUAAUUUAUUUUAAAUAAAAAAAUCAUUAAAAUAAAUAAAGUAGGGUUUGUGAUUAUAUAUUAUCUCUAUUAUGAAAAGUUACACUAAAUUAUGUAAAAUCGUGUAAUAAUGUAUGAUUAGACAUUUGUAUUGUAUGUACUUCUAGAAGUUUAGAAUAUGAUAUGUAGUUUGUGAAAAGUGUAACAGGGUAGAUCGAUAAAAUACAAAAUUUCAAGAUAAAAUAACAGUAAAUUAUAAGAUAUGUCAUUUGCUGUGAUUACUCUUUUUAAAAGAACAACAUUUACAAAUAAGAAUUGUAAGUUAUUUCUUUAUUGAUUGUGUCAUCAAAAUAUAUCGUGUUACUUUUCUGGAACAAAAAUUUGACAUGGCAAUAAAUACACACAUUUUGUAUAUACAUAAAAUACGAUAAUAACAUGUAGAUGUAUGUAAUUAAUAAUCAUCUCAAAGAUAUGAAACAAUAGGUGUACUCUAACACUUUCUUGGUUUUCAAAAUCAUAUCGUCGCUCCCUACAAAGAGUGUUUUCAUUAUUAGUGCCGAAGACUAACACAUUUCAAUUCUCGCUGCGAAGACUAGUACGUUUCACGGCACACACUAACAAUAUUUGUAGUAUAAGAAAAACUUAUGAUAAUUUAAUGAUUUUUGUACUAGCUGGCUAUUUUUAAGAGGAUGUUAUUAUGUACUGCUUUGUUCAUAAAGUUUAUCAUUUUUUUAGUCAUGAUAUCUCACAAUCGCUAGUGUUUUCUUCAAAUGUGUUAUCCUUCGAAGCGGGGCAUGAAAUGGGUUAGUCUUUGCGGUAGACUCAUAAUGUGCUAAUUUUCGCGGCAAUAACGAAUAGUUUCUUGAUCUUUUUAAUUUUUAUGAUAAAAAGAAAAUCUAUGAAAAAGAGUAUGUAGACAUAAAAAAUAGGCAAAAACUAUAUUCUUAAUCCCAUAUCUAGUGGGAUGUAAUACAAAUAUAUAUAGUUAAUACAAGUCAUCUUAUUUUUUAUAUGCAAUAAUUUUGAUUGACUGUGAUUAUACCCGAUAUGUUUUUGGCGCACGCGUUUACUUGUCACGUGUAGGGAACAAACUGAAUGUAAUCAAAAGGUGUCAAGUUUAGAAAAUUGUAUUUUGCUUUUAUAUUUUAAAAAUUAUUAUGUAUUAUUAUGUUAUUUCAUGAUAUAUUUCGUAAUAAAGAGGCAUACAAUAGAA
Molecule: messenger RNA, 9285 nt
Organism: Nasonia vitripennis (jewel wasp)
Lineage: Eukaryota; Metazoa; Arthropoda; Insecta; Hymenoptera; Pteromalidae
Product: HEAT repeat-containing protein 5B
Exons: 33
Coding region: 629-6871 (2080 amino acids)
Biological process (GO): intracellular protein localization; retrograde transport, endosome to Golgi; endocytosis
Cellular component (GO): endocytic vesicle; Golgi apparatus; membrane
Source: RefSeq, a predicted model, not a curated record